AUGUUAGGAAAUCAACCAAUGUUCCCUACAUCUAAUGUUCCAUUUCAGCCAUUCAAUCCUCCACCAUAUUAUCAAAUUCCUCCAAACUUCUAUCCUCCAAACUUUCAAGCAUUCGGAAGUUCAUCAUCUCCUCAAUUCAUGAUGCAAGCCACUGAAGCAAUGGAUACUCCACAAUACUACACACCUAUCAAUUUAGCAGAUGAUAAUGUUCCUGAUAAUACAAAAAAUAAAGAUACAAGGAAGGUGUGGAGCUCGACCGAAGACAAACUUCUAAUCAGUGCAUGGCUAAACACAAGUAAAGAUGCCGUAACCAAUACUGACCAACCAAGUAGUGCUUUCUGGAAAAGAAUCGCAUCGUACUACAUGGAGAACAAGCCUGAAAGUGCAACGAGCAGAGGUGUUACUCAAUGUAAAAAUCAUUGGAGUAAAAUAUGUAAGGCUGUGCAAAAGUUUGUUGGGUGUUAUGAGGAGGCUAAUCGAAACAUAGGCAGUGGACAUGCAAGCAAGGAUGUCCUCAAUGCAGCAAAGAAGAUAUAUUUAAAUGACGGUGAGAAGAAAGAUUUCGUCCAUGAAAAUGCUUGGCGUAUACUCAGAGAUGAGCCCAAAUGGAAGGCCAGUUACUGCGAAUCAUCUCGUAACAGUGGUGGAAGUUCAAAGCGAACGAAAACAAGUGAAGAUGGUGGUUAUUCAACAGUCAAGGAACAAAGUUUGAAGCAACAAUCCGAAAAAAUAGAAGCACUUCUAAAAGCUAAAAGAUUGGAAAAAACAACGAGGAAGAUUGAUCGGGAUGCUAAACGACUACAACUUGCUUCAAAUAAGAUGGAGAUGCUCAUGAUGUUAAUGGCCAAAAGUGAUGAUAAUCUGACUGAUUUUGAAAAAGGAGUGAAAGAAAGGUUGGCACGCGAAUGCUUUCUGUAA
Molecule: messenger RNA, 918 nt
Organism: Andrographis paniculata
Lineage: Eukaryota; Viridiplantae; Streptophyta; Magnoliopsida; Lamiales; Acanthaceae
Product: glutathione S-transferase T3-like
Exons: 2
Coding region: 1-918 (305 amino acids)
Source: RefSeq, a predicted model, not a curated record